AACAAUAUGGUUUCGCGUUUUCUUCUUUCACUCUCCCAAAAACCCUAGUUUUUGUGCUUACACACUCUUUCAGAGGCGGCUCUCCCUGCUCUGAUUUGCGAACGCAAUAAUGGUGAGAGUUAGUGUUCUGAAUGAUGCUCUCAAGAGCAUGUAUAAUGCUGAGAAAAGGGGAAAGCGUCAGGUCAUGAUCAGACCAUCCUCCAAAGUUAUCAUUAAGUUUCUUCUGGUUAUGCAGAAGCAUGGUUACAUUGGAGAAUUUGAGUAUGUUGAUGACCAUAGAUCUGGCAAGAUUGUUGUUGAACUGAACGGAAGGCUGAACAAGUGUGGCGUUAUCAGUCCUCGUUUUGAUGUUGGUGUCAAAGAGAUUGAAGGUUGGACUGCCAGGUUGCUUCCAUCAAGACAGUUUGGUUACAUUGUGCUGACAACUUCUGCUGGCAUCAUGGACCAUGAAGAGGCAAGAAGGAAGAAUGUUGGUGGUAAAGUGCUUGGUUUCUUUUACUAGGCUGAGUUUACAUCAAGGAUGGGAUUGGAGUUUUGCUUUUGAGAUUUUGAUGUGUACUUUGGAAGAACUUGUUUACAAUUGGAUUAGCUCUUUCGUUUCCUUGAUUUAAUUAUGAAUUUUAAAAUGAGAAUAGUAGUUAUUGUCUUUGUUAGUUGAAGACGAAUGAUGUUAUGUAUUCAUACAUUUAUCUAUUAUUGGUUGAUGUGGUUAUCAAUUUUCAUAAA
Messenger RNA from Pistacia vera, 726 nucleotides. RefSeq names its product 40S ribosomal protein S15a-1. The transcript has 4 exons. Gene Ontology annotation, cellular component: ribosome; cytosolic small ribosomal subunit. Lineage: Eukaryota; Viridiplantae; Streptophyta; Magnoliopsida; Sapindales; Anacardiaceae. Gene Ontology annotation, molecular function: structural constituent of ribosome. Bases 110 to 502 code for a protein of 130 amino acids. The record is from RefSeq and is a predicted model, not a curated record. Gene Ontology annotation, biological process: translation.